Molecule: messenger RNA, 891 nt
Organism: Phaeoacremonium minimum UCRPA7
Lineage: Eukaryota; Fungi; Ascomycota; Sordariomycetes; Togniniales; Togniniaceae
Product: putative nadp-dependent leukotriene b4 12-hydroxydehydrogenase protein
Exons: 3
Coding region: 1-891 (296 amino acids)
Molecular function (GO): oxidoreductase activity, acting on the CH-CH group of donors, NAD or NADP as acceptor
Source: RefSeq, a predicted model, not a curated record
AUGAACACGCCAGCGGAAUCGAAGGUUUUCGCCCCCUACUCAUUCAAUAAGCCUAUCACAAACCGUCUCAUUGCUAGGAUUAUUGGAUGCGGUGCAGAAGCUGCUACCGAAUUUCAGCCUGGUGAUCUCAUUGUUGGCUACGGGGAGCUCCAGGAGUAUCUGACAGUUGAAAGCACCAAAAAGGCAUAUUUUCAAAAGUUGCCAGAGAAUCCGUUCAACCUAGACCGGGAGCUUUUUCUAGCAGCGCUGGGCCCGCCCGGUCUGGUCGCGUAUGCUUCGUUCUACAAGCUGUGUCAGCCACAGAAGGGCGAAACGAUACUAGUCUCGGGUGCCAGCGGAGCUGUUGGUCAAACAAUUGGACAGCUAGCAAUCCGGGAAGGGUUGAACGUGAUCGGUGUUGUUGGCAGCAAGGAGAAGGCCGAAAAGCUUCUAGAGCUAGGCUUCAGUAGCACGAUCAACUACAGGGAGCCAGAUCUAACGUUACGGCUGAACAAAAUCGCCCCUAAGGGGCUCGAUAUCUACUAUGAUAACGUCGGCGGGGAAGUCCUCGAGGCGGCGAUAGAGAACAUGGCAGACUCAGGUCGUAUAGUGGCAUGUGGGUUUGCAUCGCAGUACAGCACCACCUCGGACAAACAAUAUGGCAUCCGCAACACGGGCUUAAUGGUGGCCAAGAAUCUCAAGUGGCAAGGUUUUUCUACCACCCCAGGCUGCUGGGUUUUCGACUAUGCCGAGGAGCACCAGAAAAGUCUCCAGCAGUGGAUCCAUGACGGCUCUUUCAAACCUAUAUUGAGCGUAAACAAAGGACUCGAGAGCGCCCUUGAUAGCCUCGCUGACAUGCUGCGAGGAAAGCACAUGGGCAAAGUAGUGAUCGACUUAACAAGUGAUCCCUAA